AUGUCCACGGCCGCGUUAAAUGUGGUAAAGUUAACGCGGGUCCCGGGACACCGACUUCUCUGGACCUUAGCUCGGCCUACCACGCACCAAACACGUCCGAGUCCUCCACCCGCUGCCGUGCCCGUGUUGCCGAAAGUCGCGCUGAAGAAACCCAUUCUUCCGUGGACGCUCCAUCGGGCUUAUAGCACCGUGCCGAAAGAGAGCGAAGAAUACCAUAAUAUCAUACAGAACUCGGAAAAAGCCUCGACCGAGGGCGAGAAACAUGACUUCCAAGCGGAAACAAGAAUGCUCCUGGACAUCGUUGCGAAGAGUUUAUAUUCCGACAAGGACAUAUUCGUGAGGGAGCUCAUUUCGAAUGCCUCAGAUGCCCUGGAAAAGUUCAGAUAUCUGAGGCUCACCGAAUUAGCGGAAAAUAAAGAAGCCCAGGAGGCGGCGCUUGAAAUCCACAUCGCCACCGACAAGCAGGCCCGAACCUUCACCAUUCAAGACACGGGAAUUGGAAUGACCCGCGAGGAAAUGAUCAGCUGUCUCGGGACUAUUGCCCGAUCCGGGUCAAAGGAGUUCCUCAAGGAGAAUCUCGGCAAAGGAAAUACCGACUCGAUAAUCGGACAGUUCGGUGUCGGUUUCUACUCAGCUUUCAUGGUGGCAGACAAAGUCGAGGUGUUCUCUAAGAGUCGCAAGAGUGACAAAGCCUACAAGUGGACAAGCGAUGGCGACGGCUCGUACGAGAUCACUGAGGCCGAGGGAGUGUUGGAAGGAACCAAGAUCGUCCUACACCUCAAGACGGAUUCCCGGGAAUUCGCAGACGAGGACAAAGUUCGAGAAAUAAUCCGAAAGUUCAGCAAUUUCGUCGGAAGUCCGAUCUAUUGCAAUGGCAAGAAAGCUAACCAAUUACAAGCUGUCUGGCUCAUGGACCCGAAAGAAGUCACCAAGGAAAUGCAUAACGAGUUCUACAGAUUCGUAUCCGGAGCCUACGACAGUCCUCGCUUCACGCUGCACUUCAAAACAGAUGUCCCUCUGCAGCUCAGUACCUUACUUUAUGUACCAGAAAGUAAACCCGGCAUGUUCGAAAUGAGUCGUGAUUCGGAGAGCGGAGUGGCGUUGUACUCCAGGAAGGUGCUCAUAAAACCCAAGGCUGAGAUUCUACCCAAGUGGCUCCGAUUCGUGAAGGGCUGCGUCGACUCCGAGGACAUUCCUCUGAACCUGUCUCGUGAGCUUCUGCAAGAUUCUGCGUUGAUCCGAAAGAUCAGAAGUCUCAUCACCUCGAAACUGAUCCGACUCCUUCAAGACAGCAUGAAGAAGGAUCCUGCGUCCUACGAAGAGUUCUACACUAACUACAAUGUUUUCCUGAAAGAGGGAAUUCUCGCCUCAAACGAACAAUCUGAGAAAGAAGAUAUUGCCAAACUGUUGCAAUUCGAGAGCUCCACGCUCGAACCGGGCCAGAAGACCUCGAUCUCCGACUAUCUCGGCAGAAUGAAAGAGGGCCAAAAAGACAUCUAUUAUCUGGCAGCACCGAGCAGACAGCUUGCCGAGAACUCGCCGUACUUCGAGGGUGUGAAGAAGAAGGACGUCGAAGUGCUCUUCUGCUACCAACCGUACGACGAGCUAGUCCUCGUGCAAUUACGGAACUUCAAGAGUAAAGCCGUGAUCUCAGUAGAGAAGGAAAUGCGUCGUGAUGCGGAAACCGAACCCAUGGCAACCGAGUCGAUGAAAGAGCUGUCGGAAUGGUUGAAGACCACGCUCCAACCAAAAGUGCACAAAGUCAAAAUGACCGGCAGACUGAGCGAACAUCCGUGUUUGAUAUCUGUUGAAGAAAUGGCUGCGGCGAGGCAUUUCGUGAAAACAUCCCUGUCCCAAUUCAGCGAGGACGACCGUUACAAACUCCUGGAACCUACUCUGGAGCUAAAUCCAACCCACAGCAUCAUCUUGAAGCUCACAGCGCUCAAGGAUUCGAAUCCGUCACUGGCCAAGAAACUUGCGGAACAGCUGUUUUACAAUGCCAUGGUUUCGGCGGGUCUGGUCGACGACCCGCGAACAGUGACUGCUGGUCUGAAUAGCCUCUUGAACGAAUUGUUGGAGAAGCAUUGAAAUAGGCGCGGACGGAAGCGACUAGAAUCAUCUCAUCCUGGGGCAAUGCAAUGAAAAAAACAUUCUCCCUCUCUAAGUAAAACGAAUGCCUGGCUGAGACCCCUAUUCCCUUACGAGCAGACCCUGGCUCGCCUGGGUGGACGGUUGAAGUAUUCUGCGGUUGUAUGUGUAAUAUCCACACGGAUCGUUCUCGAGAAGGCGUAGCGGAAAC
Molecule: messenger RNA, 2299 nt
Organism: Galendromus occidentalis (western predatory mite)
Lineage: Eukaryota; Metazoa; Arthropoda; Arachnida; Mesostigmata; Phytoseiidae
Gene: Trap1
Product: TNF receptor associated protein 1
Exons: 5
Coding region: 1-2088 (695 amino acids)
Biological process (GO): protein folding
Molecular function (GO): ATP-dependent protein folding chaperone; ATP hydrolysis activity; ATP binding
Source: RefSeq, a predicted model, not a curated record